AGGCAAGACAAUCAAAUAUCAAUAUUCUAUUAUUCAAAAACUAUUAGUUAAAGUAUUAUUAGUUUUUAUUUUUUAGUUAUUACACUAAAGCUUCGUAGGUAACUGGUAAACGUAUUAAUUAUUAAGUACACGGUAAUACGGUAUUGAAUCGUAUAUUAUUUAUUAUUUAUUUUUUACCAAGUUUGCAUUUUGUGAUCAGUUUUUGACUAAUCAUGUCCGCUCAAUGUGAGAAAGUAAACUCUACUAGUCCAGCCUACGAGUUUGGUCCUAAAUUAAAGCUGUUGCGCUCCAAUGACCAGGUCCGAGAACUGCAGACCAUACUUAGAGACAAAAACACAAGUCGAACGGAUUUCAAAUUUUAUGCUGACCGUCUUAUUCGUCUAGUCAUUGAGGAAAGCUUAAACCAGUUACCAUUUGAUACUUGUAUGGUUAUGACACCUACUGGUAAUUACUACAAAGGUACCAAAUACCAAAGAGGUAACUGUGGUGUCAGUAUUGUACGUAGUGGGGAGGCUAUGGAACAAGGUCUACGAGACUGUUGUCGAUCGAUACGCAUUGGUAAAAUAUUGGUAGAAUCAGAUUCAGAUACUCAUGAAGCCCGUGUGGUAUAUGCAAAAUUUCCUCAUGAUAUAGCUGAUAGGAAAGUUUUAUUAAUGUAUCCAAUAAUGAGUACUGGUAAUACUGUUAUUAAAGCAGUAAAUGUAUUAAAGGAACAUCGGGUGGCUGAAGACAAUAUAAUUCUAUCAAACUUAUUUACUACACCUAUUGCUGCUCAAACUAUAACCACAGCAUUCCCAUUGAUGACCAUACUAACAUCAGAACUUUAUCACAUCGCGCCCAAUCAUUUUGGCCAAAAAUAUUUUGGUACUGAUUAAAUAUGUUAUUUAAUUUAUUAUUAAUAUUUGCACAACAUUACAUUUUUGGUAAGUAAGACUUUUACCAUGCAAAUUACAAUGUGACCAAUUUAAACAGACUUAAUUAUAUAUUUUUUUUUCAACAAUUUUUUCCUAUCGGUCAAUUUUAAUCAUAAGAUACAAUUUACAACAUCUUAUAACUUUAUUUCGACAAUUUUUGUUAUUGUUAUUACAUAGAUAGGUAAUUAAUUAUAAUUUUGUUCUAAGAACUUUUAUAUUUCGACUGAAAUGUAUUCAAUAUAAAGCUGUUUAUUUACAGUAUUAAAUUUGAAUAAAUGAUUUAAUUUUAA
Messenger RNA from Rhopalosiphum padi (bird cherry-oat aphid), 1204 nucleotides. RefSeq names its product uracil phosphoribosyltransferase homolog (gene kri). NCBI's taxonomy places the organism in Eukaryota, Metazoa, Arthropoda, Insecta, Hemiptera, Aphididae. Bases 213 to 875 code for a protein of 220 amino acids. The record is from RefSeq and is a predicted model, not a curated record. The transcript has 5 exons.